UGUCUUUCUCUUUACUCUUCUCUCUCCCUGAAAAACAUGGAAACUUCAAAAAACACUAAUCUCCAAAACCCUACUAAACUCACAAAACCAUUUCAGUGUUGUCAAGAAGAAGACAAAGAAGAAUCAGUAUCUCUCCGAGAACUUCCCCUCAACGCAGAACACAUCAAUCCCACCGCCGCCACCGAAGACCACCAUGAAUCACCUUCAACGGAGCUUUUUGAGUUUCUUACCUCAAGCUCCUACGACGUUUCUCCGGCAGAAAACAUAAUCUUCGGCGGCAAACUCAUCCCUUUAAACUACCAAAGUGCUCUCUUCUCGCCUCCCGAACACAUAACCCCUAGAAUACGCUCACGGUCCGAGUCCUUAUCGGCGAUACAAGGCCAUAAGAUUAACCGUCCCGGGAGUAAUACCGUGGCACGUCUUGACAAUGCCGGACCUAUGAGGACAAGCCGUUCUCUAGAUUAUCGCAAGCUCUCACGUGAGCCAAACACCGUACAUUAUCCGACCAAAAGUAGUUCUCCGGCCAAGAACUCAGCGAAGCCUGAAACGGCGGCGUCUGGAAGUGGGAAAAGUGUAAGACCGAGAAGAUGGUAUGUGAUUAUGUUUGGAAUGGUUAAGUUCCCACCGGAGAUUGAACUAAAGGAUAUCAAGAACCGUCAGAGUCGCCGGAAUAUUCCACCGGUUAUGUUUCCGUCACCUGCUAACCGGAAAUCUCGUAGAUCUCGAUCGCCGUCACCGUCUCCUUCUUGGAGGUUUCUCAACGCUUUAAGUUGCAAAGAGCCUACAAGCGUGGCUGCUACGGCGCCGUUUUGGGUGCCACAUCCUUAAAAUUACGACCUUGUCCUUACGGGAAUUGCAUUGCUGUAGACUGAGAUGAGAAGGAUAGGAUCGUCAUUUAGUUAUAAGUUUCAUCGAUAUUCUAAUUUAUUUUUGUGAAAGAAUGUCGAUAAUAGUUUGGACCAUAAAUAUAUCUUCUUUUCCUUUAA
Capsella rubella is the source of this 986-nucleotide messenger RNA. RefSeq lists its product as uncharacterized. NCBI's taxonomy places the organism in Eukaryota, Viridiplantae, Streptophyta, Magnoliopsida, Brassicales, Brassicaceae. The coding region runs from base 37 to 828 and encodes 263 amino acids. The transcript has a single exon. The record is from RefSeq and is a predicted model, not a curated record.